Messenger RNA from Leptonychotes weddellii (Weddell seal), 1076 nucleotides. The record is from RefSeq and is a predicted model, not a curated record. NCBI's taxonomy places the organism in Eukaryota, Metazoa, Chordata, Mammalia, Carnivora, Phocidae.
AGCCGCCCGCGGAGCGCAGCCGCGGGCCUGAGCCCCCGCCGGCCUCCUUCUACCGCUCUCUGUGUCCGCGGCGGGCCGGAGCGAUGCGGCUGGGCCCGAGGCCCGCGGCGUUGGGGCUGCUGCUGCUGUGCGCUGCGGUAGCCAGCGCCGGGGACGCCGAGGAGCUGCACUACCCGCAGGGCGAGCACCGCAGCGACUACGACCGUGAGGCGCUGUUGGGCGGCCAGGAAGAAGUCGAUGAAUAUGUUAAACUCUCCCCCGAAGAGCAACACAAAAGACUGAAGUCAAUCAUAAAGAAAAUUGACUUGGACUCAGAUGGCUUUCUCACGGAAAGCGAACUCAGUUCGUGGAUUCAGAUGUCUUUUAAACAUUAUGCUAUGCAAGAAGCAAAACAACAGUUUGUUGAAUAUGACAAAAACAGUGAUGGUAGUGUGUCAUGGGAUGAAUACAACAUUCAGAUGUAUGAUCGUGUGAUCGACUUUGAUGAGAACACUGCGCUGGAUGAUGCAGAAGAGGAGUCUUUUAGGCAGGUGAGUACCAGUGCGCAAGUUGUUCCUUUUGAUCAUAUCAGUUCACUUUUCCUUCCUGCAUGAAUGAGCACAAGAGGGCCUGAGCUCAUAGACUGGGGUUGCCUUGUUCUCUGGGCAAUCACCUGUUCCACUUCACUGGUCAUUUUGAUGAUUUCCUUUCUAGCGGGAUUUUGACCUCUUAUUCUGCACUACCUAAAUUAUCCUUGCAUCUAUUUUUCUCAGCGGCAUCAUUUGUCCUCAUUUUGAGUUGCUUUUUAGUGUAUUUUGAAUAUAUAUCUCAAUAUUUUAUUUUUUGUUAUAAUUGAACAGUUUUAUAUCAUAGUUACUAAGAAUAUAGAGGCCGAUUCCCAUUUUUAAACAGAAGAGUUUUAUAUAAAAUAAUACAAAAUUUUUUAAAUUGUAAUAAAAUACACAUAAAAUUUAACCAUUUUUAAGUGUGCAGUUCCAUAGUGUUAAGUACCUUCAGACUGUUAAUACAACCCAUCUCCAGAACUCUUUUCACCUUGCAAAACUGAAAUUCUAAACCCAUUAAACAACUCCCCAUUC